UUGAAUCUAUAGGUUAUAUCAUAGGGGCUUUGUUUCCCAUUUUAGAUACCAGUCAUAUCAUAAAUUCAUUUCAUACCACCACAUACAUAAUUACAUAAAUCCUAAAUCAAUCACUACCAUCUCAAUAACACAGACAUCAUCUUCAUCUUUUUCUUCUCUUCAUAACGGAUCUUUUUCAUCUUUCAUUUUCUUUCAUUUCGCAAGGUUUUAAGUUGGUCCAGCUGAUCGAGAGGGUACGAAAAUGAAUGAUCGUAAAGUUAUUGAACUAGAGCAAGGAUGGGAGUUCAUGGGGAAGGGGAUUACAAAGUUGAAGAGGAUUCUGGAAGGAUUGCCAGAGCCACCAUUUAAUUCUGAAGACUACAUGAUGUUGUACACGACGAUAUACAAUAUGUGUACUCAGAAACCCCCACAUGAUUACUCUCAACAGCUCUAUGACAAUUACAAACAGGCUUUUGUGGAUUACAUCAACUCGACGGUUUUACCUUCUUUGCGGGAGAAGCAUGAUGAGUUUAUGUUAAGAGAACUUGUGAAAAGAUGGGCAAAUCAUAAAGUAAUGGUCAGGUGGUUGUCUCGUUUCUUCCAUUAUCUGGACCGGUAUUUCAUUGCUCGGAGGUCGCUUCCUUCUUUGAAUGAAGUUGGACUGACUUGUUUCCGUGAUCUGGUUUAUCAAGAAAUAUCUGGCAAAGCCAAGGAUGCUGUUAUAGCCCUGAUUGAUAUAGAAAGAGAAGGUGGGCAGAUUGACAGAUCAUUAUUGAAAAAUGUACUUGAUAUAUAUGUUGAAAUUGGAAUGGGACAAAUGGAUCACUAUGAAAAAGACUUUGAAGCUCAUAUGCUGGAUGAUACUGCUGCUUACUACUCGCGCAAAGCGUCUAGCUGGAUUCUUGAGGACUCUUGUCCGGAAUACAUGUUAAAGUCUGAGGAGUGUUUGAAGAAGGAGAAAGAGAGAGUGGCUAAUUAUUUACAUUCCAGCAGUGAGCCAAAGCUUCUGGAGAAAGUGCAAAACGAGUUGCUAUUGGUUUAUGAAAGCCAAUUGCUUGAGAAGGAGAAUUCGGGAUGUCGUGCAUUACUGAAAGAUGACAAGGUGGAUGAUCUUUCCAGGAUGUACAGGCUUUACAGUAAGGUUACCAAAGGAUUGGAACCCAUUGGCAGUAUCUUCAAACAGCAUAUAACUGAUGAAGGAACAGCCUUAGUGCAGCAGGCCGAAGAUGCUGCUAUCAGCAAGGCUGAAAAUACUGGUGGUUCACAUGAGCAGGUCUUCGUCAGGAAAGUAAUAGAGUUGCAUGACAAAUUCAUGACUUAUGUCACCGAUUGCUUCAACAGCCAUACCAUAUUUCACAAGGCUCUUAAGGAGGCUUUUGAGGUAUUUUUGAACAAGGGUGUUGCUGGUAGCUCAAGUGCUGAGUUGCUAGCUACAUUCUGUGAUAACAUUCUCAAGAAAGGUGGGAGCGAAAAACUAAGCGAUGAGGCUAUUGAGGAUUCACUUGAGAAGGUGGUGAAGCUUCUGGCCUAUGUCAGUGAUAAAGACCUGUUUGCUGAAUUUUACAGAAAGAAGCUCUCUCGCCGGCUACUCUUUGACAAGAGUGCUAAUGAUGAUCAUGAAAGAAGUAUUUUAACCAAAUUGAAGCAGCAGUGUGGCGGACAAUUCACAUCAAAGAUGGAGGGGAUGGUGACAGACUUGACCUUGGCGAGGGAGAAUCAAACUAAUUUUGAGGAAUAUCUUAGUCAGAAUCCAGAUGCCAGUCCUGGUCUUGAUUUGACUGUGACUGUUCUGACAACUGGGUUCUGGCCAAGUUACAAAUCUUCCGAUCUUAACCUUCCCGCUGAGAUGGUGAGGUGUGUUGAAGUUUUUAAGCAGUUCUAUUCAACUAAAACAAAGCACAGGAAGCUGACCUGGGUUUACUCAUUGGGAAGCUGUAAUAUUAAUGGCAAGUUUGGUCCAAAAACUAUUGAAUUGGUUGUCGGAACUUAUCAGGCUGCUGCUUUGAUGCUCUUUAACACAUCAGACCGACUGAGUUAUUCAGAGAUAGCAACUCAACUAAAUUUAGCUGAUGAAGAUCUGGUUAGAGUGCUUCAAUCUUUAUCCUGCGCAAAGUAUAAGAUUCUUUUAAAGGAGCCAAACACGAAAACCGUGUCCCCGACUGAUUGUUUUUCAUUUAACUCUAGUUUCACUGACAGGAUGAGGAGGAUAAGAAUUCCUCUUCCUCCGAUGGAUGAGAGGAAAAAGGUUGUUGAGGAUGUUGACAAAGAUAGAAGAUAUGCUAUUGAUGCCUCAAUUGUACGCAUAAUGAAAAGUAGGAAGGUUUUGGGGUACCAGCAAUUAAUCACAGAGUGUGUGGAGCAGCUAAGCCGCAUGUUCAAGCCUGAUUUCAAGGCAAUUAAGAAGAGGAUCGAGGACUUAAUAACCCGAGAUUAUAUUGAAAGAGACAAGGAGAACCCGCAGCUAUUCCGAUACUUGGCUUGAUCAUAUGUUUGUGUCCAUUUGAGCUUUCCUUCCAACUUCCAAGGUUUCAUAUGUACCAAAUCCAGCAUGAUAACAAGAGUAGGUUUUAUUGUACAGUAAUUUGGUUUUCCAUGAGUUAAAAUUCUUAGUGAAAUUUAUUUUUUGGCUCAUGCAAUCAAAGAAAUUAAAGACAUGAUAUGUUCAAUUUUAAAUGUUAUACCAAUAUGAGGUGAAGUUGUAGAAGUUGUAUCUUCUUUUUUUAUUUUUGUUGUCCACCACAUUCUUCAGAUUUGGGAUGUAUGUGAGUUUGGGGGAUAUGAUUGUAGUUUGUACCUGUAAGCUGUAAUAUCUUACCUUGUAUUUUUAUUUGCACUUCCUGUUGUUGCUUUAA
Beta vulgaris subsp. vulgaris (sugar beet) is the source of this 2831-nucleotide messenger RNA. Its product is annotated as cullin-1. Gene Ontology annotation, cellular component: cullin-RING ubiquitin ligase complex. The transcript has 20 exons. Gene Ontology annotation, biological process: protein ubiquitination; ubiquitin-dependent protein catabolic process. Gene Ontology annotation, molecular function: ubiquitin protein ligase binding. The record is from RefSeq and is a predicted model, not a curated record. The coding region runs from base 242 to 2461 and encodes 739 amino acids. NCBI's taxonomy places the organism in Eukaryota, Viridiplantae, Streptophyta, Magnoliopsida, Caryophyllales, Amaranthaceae.